This is a messenger RNA of Megalops cyprinoides (Indo-Pacific tarpon), 3498 nucleotides long. Its product is annotated as tubulin alpha-1C chain-like. Lineage: Eukaryota; Metazoa; Chordata; Actinopteri; Elopiformes; Megalopidae. The transcript has 17 exons. Gene Ontology annotation, molecular function: structural constituent of cytoskeleton; GTP binding. Gene Ontology annotation, cellular component: microtubule; cytoplasm. Bases 1 to 3459 code for a protein of 1152 amino acids. The record is from RefSeq and is a predicted model, not a curated record. Gene Ontology annotation, biological process: mitotic cell cycle; microtubule cytoskeleton organization.
AUGCUGCUGCUUCAUAUAGUACGUGAGUGUAUAUCCAUUCACGUGGGUCAGGCGGGAGUACAGAUUGGAAAUGCGUGCUGGGAGCUGUUCUGCCUGGAGCACGGCAUCCAGCCAGACGGCAAUAUGCCGAGCGACAAGACCAUCGGUGGUGGGGAUGACUCCUUUAACACCUUCUUUCGCGAGACUGGCGCGGGGAAGCAUGUUCCUCGGGCCGUGUUUGUGGAUCUGGAGCCAACAGUCGUGGAUGAGGUUCGGUCCGGCAGAUAUCGUCAGCUGUUCCACCCAGAGCAACUCAUCAGUGGCAAAGAGGAUGCUGCUAACAACUAUGCCCGUGGGCACUAUACUGUAGGCAAAGAGGUCAUAGACAUAGUUCUGGAGCGUGUUCGCAAACUGACUGACCAGUGCGCAGGGCUUCAGGGCUUCCUCAUCUUCCACAGCUUUGGUGGCGGCACUGGAUCUGGCUUCACCUCUUUGCUGAUGGAGCGUCUGUCUGUUGACUACAGCAAGAAGUCCAAGCUGGAGUUUGCCAUCUACCCAGCUCCUCAGGUGUCCACUGCUGUGGUGGAGCCCUACAACUCCAUCCUCACCACCCACACCACCCUGGAGCACUCUGACUGUGCUUUCAUGGUGGAUAACGAAGCCAUCUACGACAUAUGCCGGCGCAACCUGGACAUUGAGCGCCCGUCCUACACCAACCUCAACAGGCUCAUUGCCCAGAUCGUCUCCUCCAUCACCGCUUCCCUGCGUUUCGAUGGUGCCUUGAAUGUGGACCUCACUGAGUUCCAGACCAACCUGGUGCCCUACCCCCGCAUUCAUUUCCCCCUUGUCACCUACUGUCCCAUCAUCUCCGCCGAGAAGGCUUACCAUGAGCAACUCUCAGUUGCUGAGAUCACGGGUUCCUGCUUUGAGCCGGCCAACCAGAUGGUGAAGUGUGACCCCCGUCAUGGCAAGUACAUGGCCUGCUGCAUGCUUUACCGCGGAGACGUCGUGCCAAAAGAUGUGAAUGCUGCCAUUGCCAACAUCAAGUCUAGGCGAACCAUUCAGUUUGUGGACUGGUGCCCUACUGGUUUCAAGGUGGGCAUCAAUUAUCAGCCCCCAACUGUGGUGCCAGGGGGAGAUCUGGCCAAGGUGCAGAGGGCAGUGUGCAUGCUGAGCAACACUACCGCCAUCGCUGAAGCCUGGGCCCGCCUGGACCACAAGUUCGAUCUCAUGUACGCCAAACGUGCCUUUGUGCAUUGGUACGUGGGUGAGGGCAUGGAGGAGGGCGAGUUUUCCGAGGCACGUGAGGAUUUGGCAGCCCUGGAGAAGGAUUACGAGGAGGUGGCCACAGACUCAGUGGAAGGAAGACAGGAGAAGAGAAACGCCAAAAGGAAAAAGAAGCGGUCUCAUUUUCAACACGUUCCUCCGUUGAAUUCAGACCCCUUGAGCGUGAGCCCAGACACGGUACUGGCCAGACAACUCCAUGAGGCAGCCAGCAGGGGGCAGGCUAACAUCAAAAGAUUGAAGCAGAGUGCCAGGCCGGUACACCCAAGAACCCAUGCGUAUGGUCCCCAGAAGGUGAAGAGUAAAGCCAAGACCGUGGUCUUCCCUUAUGCGCACACAAAUGGGGGCUGGGAGUUUGAAUCAAGCCCUCAUUUCCGACAGGAGGGCUUGGACUCCUUUGCCCAGAUAGUGCCACAGAAUGGCGUGGAGAGGUCAGGUACGGCGCACAGCGAGGCGGGAUCAAUGGCCGUAGAAGACAGGGCGGAGGAGCCUCUGUAUCGUGCUGCUAGAGACCACCUGCACAACCGCACCGUGCUUGUCAUGAAGCAAGGAGAGAUGCUGUGUUUCCGGGGGAAGUGCUGGCUCACCUGCCUGUACGGCAGUGUGGAGGUUCUGGGCUUCAGCAUAGAGGAGGGCCAGCAGCCGUACCCUGUCUUCUCCCCCCCGACCCACUGCCCCCUCAGCAUCACGGCCACGGGCAGCACCUCUGCCACCAGCAAGACCAGGAAGGAGCGGCGCAUGGAGGUCAAAGCAAUCAUCCGGCAGCACCUGUCCGCUGAGGCGCGUAAGAGACUGCAGGGUGAAGUGGACCCGGACUCCUGUUUGGUUCUGCUGGAGCCCCUGAACACCCCGCUGACCCGCUUCCUGACCAGCCUCCCAGAGCACGGCGGCAUCUUUGGGCUCAGUCCGAGUGAGCAGAAAGUCCAGCAGGCUGCCUUUGACUGCCCCCUGUCGGAGGUCGGCAUUAUCCCGCUGCAAGGCAGCAGCGAGGGACUGAUGAUGUCACAGAGCUACAGGGAUGCCCUCCGUAGCUUGGUCAAAGCUUGCACAGACGAGUCAGAUGGCUGUCCUGUCAUCUUGGUGUGUGGUGCCAAGAAUUCUGGGAAAUCCACCUUCAAUCGACACCUUUUGAACACGCUGCUCAACCGCACUGUCAGCAUCGAUUACCUGGAGUGUGACCUGGGCCAGACGGAGUUCACCCCACCGGGCUGUCUGUCCCUCUCAACUGUCACUGAGCCCCUUCUGGGAGUGCCUUUCACCCAUCAGCGCACCCCAAAGCGCAUGGUGUUUUUUGGGGAGAGCUCGUGCGAGAGCGACUUGGACCGCUACCUCGAGUCGCUGACUUUCCUGUGGCGCUUCUACAGCCGAGAGUCACCCAUCAUCAUCAACACCAUGGGCUGGGUCAAAGGUUUUGGCCUCCAGCUGCUGGUGGACUUGAUUCGCCUGUUCUCUGUCACUCAUGUGGUGCAGCUCAACUAUGGGGUCAGAGCCCAGUGCCCCGCCCUCACCCCCGCCUUCUUGCAGUCCGCCCAGGGCUGGCAGACACGUCCACCUGCUCCGCCCACUCUGGGGGAGGAGGCAGAGGAGCACAUUACCCCACAGAGCCACGUGCUGCUCAGCGUCCAAUCAGAAUUCGAGGGAGCUGGGGACUCGAGUAACAUGCUGUGUCGGCGUAGCAACGUGCUGCGAGACCUCGCCCUGCUGGCCUACUUCAGCCAGCUGCAGUCUGCCGAGCCAGGCCCCGUGAGGCCCCUGCACUGCUUCACCCCCUACCAGGCGCCCAUGUCAUCGGUGGCAGUGCGGGUGACUCACUGCGAGGUGGCCCCGACUCACACGGUGUACGUGGCCAACGCCAGCCUGGUGGGGCUCUGCUGCCUGGGGGAGAGGGUGGCGGGAACGACGGGGCCCGUCCUGCUGUCUCACACCCCCGUCUGCCAGUGCCUGGGCUUCGGGGUUCUGCGUGGAGUUGACACUGUGCGGGGGUUGUACUUCCUGGUGACCCCUGUUCCCCCCUCCGUCCUGCGGCAGGUCAACUGUCUGAUGCUGGGUGGGGUCAAGCUGCCCCACACACUCCUCAGAGCACAGCCGGGCGUCCAAGGGGAGCGUCCCUACGUGACCUCGGACUACAGCUUCAACCUCACAGGGGCAGGCAAGAUGAGGGUGUUCAAGGGACUGCAGAGACGAGCGCAUCUGUGACGAGUGGCAGUGUGUCCGUCAAGACCACACCCCCCCCCA